Molecule: messenger RNA, 3522 nt
Organism: Austrofundulus limnaeus
Lineage: Eukaryota; Metazoa; Chordata; Actinopteri; Cyprinodontiformes; Rivulidae
Gene: dis3l
Product: DIS3 like exosome 3'-5' exoribonuclease
Exons: 18
Coding region: 84-3215 (1043 amino acids)
Biological process (GO): rRNA catabolic process; mRNA catabolic process
Cellular component (GO): cytoplasmic exosome (RNase complex)
Molecular function (GO): RNA binding; 3'-5'-RNA exonuclease activity
Source: RefSeq, a predicted model, not a curated record
GAACUCCGCCAUAGGAGUGUUUACAUGUCGGAACAAAGUGUGGGGCCUGUUUCUGUGGGCGGGUUCGGUUCUGAGUGUUCGGAAUGAUAAAGACCGAUAAGAUUCUGCACCUGAAGAGCUGCCGGGGCCGGAAGGUUCGGGUGGUUCGGGAGCAUUACGUCAGGGAGCGGGUUCCCUGCUUCAGCGCUCGGUGUCAGGCGGACUGUCCGAACGAGGGAAAGGUUCUGUCUGCUGAUGUGACCCACUACGUGGUGCCAGAUGUGGAGGUGGUGGUCAACUUCCUGGAGGUUCUGGAGUUCAGGGAGCUGCAGGGCAUCGUCUUCACGCAGACCGCCUGCCAGGCUCUGCACAGUAAAGGACGCAGGUACUCCAGCCGUCUGAGGAACCUGCUGAAGGACCCUCGACACGACUGUGUGCUCUUUGCUAACGAGUUUCAGACGUAUUCAUACUGUCCACGAGAGAAAGGAGAGAGCCAGGAGGCGUGGCAGACCAGGUGUGUGUACUCUGCUGCAGUCUGGUACUACAACCACCUGGCUGGUCUGAUCAACGUUGUGAUGAUCACAGAAGACACAGACGCCGUGACGCAGUUCAGCAGCUUGAACUCUGGAGUGUUUGUCGUCUCGUUUCAGGACUAUUUGCAGAACUUCUGGCCGGACCUUCAUGCGGCUCAUGAGCUCUACAGCUCCAUCCGUCAGGCGCUGCAGGAGAAGGAGGCUGAGAACUCCCAGAGGGAGUUUCCAGAACAUCUUCCUGCUGAAGUCCUGGAGGCUGGAAUCAAAUCAGGACGCUACAUUCAGGGGACUGUACAUGUGAGCAAACAUCGAGCACAGAACCAAGCUCUUAUCGUCAGAGAGGGUUUGUCCAACAAGAACCCAGAUCUGGGUGCAGGGGUGCUGSUGUUUGGUUCUAAGAGCCGUAACAGGGCCGUUCAUGGUGACCUGGUCGCAGUGGAGCUGCUGCCACGGGACAAAUGGAGGGGGAAGGUCACGGCUCUGACUGAGGGACAGGGGGACGAGAAGACGGGGGAGGACAGCCAGAGUAAAGCCAUGCCCACAGGUCAGGUUGUGGGGAUCCUGCAGAGGAACUGGAGGGACUACGUGGUGACGUUCCCCUCCAGGGACAGGACUCUGUCUCAGAGCAGGAACUCCCAACGGAUCCUGGCCAUACCCUGGGACAGACGCAUCCCAAAGAUCCGUCUGAGCACCCAGCAGGCUGACGCUCUGCAGAACCACAGGGUGGUGGUGCGUAUCGACUCGUGGGACAGCACGUCUCUCUAUCCUAACGGCCACAGUGUGCGGGUCCUGGGUCCAGCCGGAGACCUGGAGACUGAGAUCCAGACCAUCCUGACAGARAACUGCAUCCACGUGCCUCCGUUCUCCGAAGCUCAGCUCAGAGAACUGCCGGUGAACUCUCCAAAGAAGCCGUGGACGGUGGAUCCGGCUCAGGUGGCGCAGCGGCGCGACCUCAGGGACACUCACCUGGUGUUCAGCGUGGACCCGCAGGGCUGCGAGGACGUGGAUGACGCGCURUCGGUGCGCAGCCUCGCAGGUGGGCAGCUCCUGGAGCUGGGGGUCCACAUCGCCGACGUCACUCACUUCGUCCCGGAGGGGUCGCUGACCGACCUGGAGGCCAGGAGCAGGGCCACCACCUACUACCUGGCUGACCGCAGGUACGACAUGCUUCCAGCUGUGCUCAGCUCUGACCUGUGCUCGCUGCUGGGGGGCGUGGACAGGUAUGCCAUGAGCGUGGUGUGGGAGCUGGACGCUCAGACCCUGGACGUCACCCAGGUGUGGUUCGGUCGCACGCUGAUCCGCUCCUCCUACCAGCUGCACUACGAGCUGGCCCAGGCGCUGCUGAACGGGGAGGAGGCCCAGGUACCAGAGCUGGCCCGGCUCGACCCCGAGGAGAGGAGCGUCAAGCUGGCUGAGCUCAUCGAGGCGCUGGAGACGCUGACCCGCGUGGCGAGGCACCUGCGGGCUCAGAGGGACCGAGGAGGAGCGCUGGAGCUGGAGGGGGUGGAGGUGAGAGCUCAGCUGGACGAGGACAGGAACAUCACGGCGCUGGUCCCCAGGCUGCCCCUGGAGGUCCACGAGACCGUGGCAGAGUGCAUGAUCUACGCCAACCACUGGGUGGCCCGCAGGAUCCAGGAAGCCUUUCCACAUCAGGCCCUGCUGAGGCGCCACCCGCCCCCCCGACAGGAAAUGUUCAGCCAGCUGGUGGAGACGGCCAAGGCGGGGGGCUUCAGCAUCGACACCAGGACUAACAAGGCCUUAGCCGAGUCUUUGGACCGGGCYGUGGACCUCCAGGACACGCUGGUGAACCGGCUGCUCAGAAUGAUGGCCACCCGGGCCAUGUCCCAGGCCCUGUACUUCUGCACUGGUUCUGAGUCYGAGGACCAGUUCUAUCACUACGGUCUGGCUCUGGACCGGUACACCCACUUCACAUCACCGAUCCGUCGCUACGCCGACGUGGUGGUUCACCGCCUGCUGAGCGCGGCGCUGCAGGCUGAGGAGGGGGCGGGGCUUGUUAAAGGCAAUAAGGACAUGCAGGAAGUGGCUGAGCACAUCAACAGCAGGAACAGGGCAGCCAAGAGGGCCCAGAACUUGUCCGUGGGCGUGUUCCAGUGCCUCUUCUUCAAGGAGCGAGACCCUCAGAAUGACCCACGCUGCGUGUCCGACGCCAUCAUCUACGCCAUCCGAGACGACGGYGUGCUGGUGUUCGUCCCCGAGUACGGUGUGAGGGCUCCGGUCUGCKUGAAAAACAAAGACGGCCAGGUGGUGUCGGUGGGGGCCGACGGCAGCUGCGAGUGGCAGAGCGGCUCGGUCCGCCGGUACUCGGACCACAUCAGCACCAGCUCCAGCUGCGGCAGCGCCACCUUCAGGCUGUUCGAUCACAUCACUGUUCGUAUCUCUGUCCUCUCCACCAACUGCCACGCAGACACCCUGCACCUGGAGGUGGUCCGCAACAUGCCGCACCUCAGCGCAGCGCCUCGCCAGUCCUGCUCGCAGAACCAGAACCACAUGGUCCAGGAGGUGGUGCGGCUGGCCGAGGAGGCGCAGGAGAAGGCGACGCAGGAGAAACCCAGACUUUCCAAAGAGGAGAGGGAGUUCAGGCAGAGCAGGACCCCCAACCUGUACUCUCUCCUCCAGGAGGUCCGAGAGCUGGCCCUGAUGGACCUGGAGGUGGUCUCACAAACCUGUGCAACAACAACUUAGAGCAGGUCUGAGGCUCAGACAGGACUUCCUGUUUACUCCACAUCAACGUAAACAAACAAUCAGGACUUCCUGUUUGCUCCACAUCAACAAACAGAAUCAUUUCCAACAAGGACCGGACUGAGAAUGAUUCACAGCAUCGAACAUGUUUUGUUUUUAAAAUAAAUGGACGAGUGUGAAAAGAAUCAAVUUUAAAGAAGUUUUAAAGAUGGACGCUGUGAGUUGUUUAUUUAGUGACUUCAGAGGAGGCUGCAGAUGUUUGCAGACAGGAAGUUGUGUUAAAACUAAAUAAAAACAAAAACAUCCAUCA